This is a messenger RNA of Clonostachys rhizophaga, 1878 nucleotides long. Lineage: Eukaryota; Fungi; Ascomycota; Sordariomycetes; Hypocreales; Bionectriaceae. The record is from the annotation of a GenBank genome assembly.
AUGUCCGCUCCAAGGCGCUUGCUGCCCCAAGCCAGGCGCCUCGGUCUGGCUUUGAGGCCCAAGGCAGCGCAGGCGCAGUCCAAGUGCCCGUACUGCUCCCUUGCGCCAGCGUCCCGCCCGUUGAUCCGAUCCCACCGCGACGAAACCGCUCGGAGACACCAAUCCACGUCCUCGCCCUCCUCGAACCCGCGCCAAGAGCUCGAACAUGCCCUCACCGAGCUCCAAAACCAUGCGCCCUCACUGGUCGACGCCUCGAGACUCCAGCUAGCCCUCCAGGGAUUGAGGCAUUCUGCUGGUACCGAAGCUGUACGGAUAGCCAUUCUUGGCCUUGGGAACGAGAGCAGCUCCACCAGCACUGCCAAACGCCUCUUGCGUGUGCUGCUAGCUGAUCCUCUGGUAGAUCAAGAGGCGUGGGAGCGGGAGCUGGAUACCUACGAUGUAAACCAACCACUCAUUGUGCGAAUCCAGCAGGGCGACGUCAAGAGCGGCUUGACCAUGGAGCGGCACGCUUCGCUAAACGAGAUGACAAUAUCUUCACCGACUCUCAACGGAUCCAACCUCGAGCUUCUGUUGAUGGAUACAGUGCUUCCUAUGUUGCCCCCGGAGGGAGCAUCAGCUUCUUCGGUAGAGAGCAGCAUUCUCAACCCUGUCGUCGAUAUCCCCAUCGGCGAAGAUCGAUAUUCCCAGGUCGAAACUCCAGUUCAUAAGACUAUUCUAAUCACCGAUGGCUUCUCGGGUGCAGUUUCUGUAUCAGCAGCAUUUGGGAAAGCGCUUGAUAAUAUUGAAUCUGUGAUCGCGGCGACAAACAUUCCAGGCAUGGGCAAGCAAGCAGCCGGGGCCCAAGUUGAGGUAGUAGAUCUUUCUCUCGCAGAAAAAGCCAUCGGACUAUUCCGCCAGGGUCCUCAGCAUGCUAUGGAAUACGAGAAGCUAUGGACUGCAAGCAAUGUCUCUGUACUCGUCCACUGGCUCAAACAAGGCGUCCAUACUGCAGAUGGCGCAACCAAGCCGAUCGUCAGGAGGCUCAUUGCGUCAGUUCUGCAGGGCGUCACCGCCCAGCUCGAUGGCGAGGAAGCACGCGAGCUUUCCAAGGCGCUCGGAGUAAAGGAGCUUCCUGAGAGGGAUAACCUAAACCAAGCUCUGGCCCAAUGGUCACAGAAUGCACACACCGAACUCCAGUCCGAGUUGGAUCAAGCAUUUACAGGUCGGAGAUGGAGGAAACUAGGCUGGUGGAAGCUGUUCUGGCGGGUGGAUGACGUUGCUAUGCUUACAAACGAAAUGCUCAGCCAACGCUUUCUCCCGACUGCAGAGCAGGAGAUUGUUUAUCUUACCGGCCGCAUUGCCGGCCCCAAGGGGGUGAAUCCAAAUUACGCACAGCCAAGAUCAUCCCAAGCCCUAGAACACAAGGCCACAAAGCUGGGUUCGGGCGAGGAAGCACCCAUCCCAACAGGCCUCCCAAGAUGGCCAGGCCAUAUCGCCUUCACCCGCCGCUAUCUACAGAACGAGAGUGUCCCCGCCCUACAAGCCCUAGCACAGAAGCUUGUUAUGCAGUCUCUAGGAACAUCUGGCAUCGCCACAUCCCUGGCAGCCACGUUCUAUCUCACGUCGUUUGUCUCGACUGCUUACGAGGCUGGCGCCGUAGCGGCAUUGGGCAUAGUAUACAGUCUGGGCAGGAUGCAGAAGAAAUGGGAGACCGCUCGUGGCUUCUGGGAAGGUGACGUUCGAGAGGAAGGUCGCAAGGCGGUGCGGGGAGCUGAAAAGAGCAUAGCAGAUGCCCUCAAUGGCGGCAAACCUGCUGAGGAUGCUGAACUCUCAACAAAAAUACAAAAGACUCGGGAACUCCUGGCCCAGGCGGAGGACGCGCUUGGGAGAAUGAGAUAA